Seminavis robusta is the source of this 1147-nucleotide messenger RNA. The record is from the annotation of a GenBank genome assembly. Lineage: Eukaryota; Bacillariophyta; Bacillariophyceae; Naviculales; Naviculaceae.
UCACGUUGCAAACACUAAUCAAUCGGGAAUGAGCCACAACCCUCCGCUGGAGGAUCAAGUCAGGACCUCGCCUCUGGACCCAACCACAAUCCUUGCUUGGACACCCCAGCAAGAUGAUGAUAUCAUCGAUAGCCAGACAGCUAGGCACCCGAGCCCACGGCUCCGCCAUCUUGAGGCGUGCUACUGUUGCCAAUUCUCUCAUCCGACCUCUCUCCAGCAAUGCGUCCUCGAGAUAUGCGGUAGUAGACCAUGCCGCUGCCUACGAAGAAUCCAUGCAAGGGUUGCACGGCAAACAGCUUCAGUUGGCUCAAUUGGAAGGGAUUGGAAAAGACGAUGCCGACUUUGAUCCCUUUUUGCAAGAGGAAUUGGAAGAAGACGAGGAAGAUCAACUAGCCAUGGAGGGAGACGAAGACGACGAGGAGGAUUUUGAAUACGAGCCAGACGACAACGAAGCGGACGAGGAUUGGCCCUACAACAAUGAUGGAUCCUUAAAAUGGAAAAAGUCGCAAUUGGUCACAUUCCGUGCCGGGGCUCCCGCAGGAGGCAUGUUUGCCGUGGUGGAAUUGGCAGGAUCCCAGCACAAGGUGACAACGGAUGACUUGCUAGUGGUCAAUGUGCUCCAACCCGUUGAUCUCUACAAGGUUGGAUCCGUCCACACCUUGAAGGAUGUCAUGUUGGUGGGAUCCUCCCACUUGACUUUGGUGGGAAUGCCCUAUGUGACGGGAGCCGAAGUCGAUGUCAUGGUGGAAGAAAUCACGCAAGAUGCCAAAGUGAUUGUCUUCAAAAAACGUCGAAGGAAAAACUACAAACGAAAAAAGGGACAUAGACGAGAUGUCACCCUCUUGCGCAUCUUGGAUGUUCGACCACCCAAAGAGCACGCCAAUCACGUUCAUGUACAAAGAGAGAAUCCAUAGCCUAUAGUAAGUAGCAGACGAUGGGCAGCAGCGAAAGCACUGGGCAUGCAUCGUGACUGGCAAUUAACUUGGUUGGUGUGAGCACUGCUGCACUAAAGUAAAGUCGACUUGUGUGCAAGAUAGAAAGUGUUACUGGCGCCGGUUAAAUCAAUUUCAUAGCUACCCAGGUGUCAGAUGUGAAAGAAGCUGAACCUCUGUUGCUACGACAGGAAUGUUUGAGAGCGUGGUUGAAA